Ceraceosorus bombacis is the source of this 631-nucleotide messenger RNA. Lineage: Eukaryota; Fungi; Basidiomycota; Exobasidiomycetes; Ceraceosorales; Ceraceosoraceae. The record is from the annotation of a GenBank genome assembly.
AUGCUCUCUCGCCUUGUCAAGCUUCUGCCUUCAGCUUUGCGCGGCUUUCAGACCCAGGCGCCAUUGCAAGCAGCACCCACCUUGGCAUCUCUGACCCCAGCUUCUCUGACCAUCGGUCCCUCUGUCAUCGAUGUCGUUUCUUUCACUGGUCCAGCUCGUCCGUUGCGUCGAGUAGGCAUGAUGCCUCUGCCCAACAACCGCAUCUCCACUUCCUUUGCAGACCUUCGCAGCGCUUCAAAGCCGAGCAUGCGCAUGCACACCAUCUCCGAGCCCGGCACUUCGAAAGCAGAGGAGAUGUGCAAGCCUGCUAGAGCCGCUGAAACGUUCGAGCAUGCCAACGAGGUCACAAACAAUGUCCAGUCCGCCGUUUCGGAGGAAGACGUGUCAGUACAGACUCAUCACGAUGACCUACGUCAAGCGCUCGAGCCUGGAUCCAUCAUCAAAUCCGGUUCGCACGAGACUGGCUUUGGUCGUCUGGGCGAGUCUGCUUGAUUAUACGCAAGGACUUUGACGUCAGACGCUAGGUGAGGGUCCUUGCUCCGCUCGCAGUCUCUGCACCCAGCUCUUUCUCUUGGAUCGCGUCCAUACUCACUCGAUCAUCGACCCCCUUCGCGCAGCCCAAGCGACGUAA